AUGGAUAAUAAUAUAAACAUUAAUUAUGAUAAUUAUGGUCCCCAGAACCAUAAUCCGUUGUCCGUAGAAGAAUACACAUUAAGAAGUAGGGGCAAUAUAAAUGAACCUGGAACGUUAUCAAAUAUAAAUAGUGUAUCUAAUGUUUCUAACUCUACUAAUAAUAUAGGAACAAACACAAUGAAUUUUAAUAAUUCAAAAGGUUUUAUUAUUAAUCCAUUUAAUGAAAAUUAUAGAAAACAUAAUAUAUGUACUUAUUUAGAUAAUAAAAGUACAAAUCUUAAUGGAGGGGUAAAUCAGUAUGACAAUCACAUGAAUGAUAUGAAUCACAUGAAUGAUAUGAAUCAUAUGAAUGAUAUGAAUCAUAUGAACCACAUGAAUUACAUGAAUCAGAUGGAUCACAUGAAUUACAUGAAUCAGAUGAAUCACAUGAAUUACGUGAAUCAGAUGAAUCACAUGAAUUACAUGAAUCAGAUGAAUCAGAUGAAUAUUCAACAUGAAAGAAACAAUGUAAAUGCUCCUAACAUUUAUAUUCAAAAUUUUGAUCAAAAUUAUGACAUAUAUUACAAUAACAACGGAAGAUCAAACGGCAAUUUAAAUAUUCAACAGGCUGACAACGCUCAUAACCCUUUGAUUUAUGAUAUAUCCGAAUUAUACAAUCGAGAAAAAAAUGAAAAACAAAAAACAAUAUUUAGAGAUGAAUACAGCAGCAGAACUAUAAUACAUACAUUAAGAAAUAAAAUAACUAAUACCCCUAUGAUAAAUAAUAGUGUUAAAAAUAUAGAAGAUACUAAUACCUCACAUAAUACAGAUGAAAAUGUUUAUAAUGUAUGCUCUAUGGAUGAAUACACAACAAAUAAAUAUGGAUCUAAAAAUUAUAAUGAAAAUGACCAAGUAAUAGUACAAGGAAAUAAUAUUGUACAAGGAAAUAAUAUUGUACAAGGAAAUAAUACUGUACAAGGAAAUAAUACUGUACAAGGAAAUAAUACUGUACAAGGAAAUAAUAGUGUACAAGGAAAUAAUAUUGUACAAGGAAAUAAUAGUGUACAAGGAAAUAAUAGUGUACAAGGAAAUAAUAGUGUACAAGAAAAUGACAAUAAUGAAAUAUAUGAGGAAGAAAAUUUAUCCAUAUUUCAAGAUUCAUUAAAGGAUAAUAUUGUGGAAUACAAUGUAUACCAUGAUUCAAGACAUCAUAAACCAAUCGAUGAACAAGAAGCACAUUAUAUAAAUAAUUAUUACACAAAUAAUAAUAAUGAUCAAUAUAAUACAAAUAGUACAAAUAAUAAUAACAUUGCAGGAAAUAACAUAAAUGUUAACAGUGCUUUUAAUCAGUAUAAAGAAAAUAAACAAUAUUAUAAUGUAUUGAAUACAUAUACAGGAAAUAUAAUGGAAAGAAAAAACAUUAUGAUGCAAAAUGUGGAUUAUAAUGAAAGAAUCAAUGGUAAUUCUAUUAAUAUACAAGGAUCUAAUAACCAACAAAUGAAUAAUCAAUUAAUGGACAAUAACAAUGUAAAUAUGUGCCUUAUGCAGGGUCCCUAUAUUAAUAAUCACAACAUGAAAAAUUUUUAUGUGGGUAGCAACUAUGGGGGUAAUAAUAAUAUGGUUCAUAGUAAUAUGGGUACUAAUAAUAUGGUUCAUAGUAAUAUGGGUACUAAUAAUAUGGGUAAUAGUAAUAUGGGUACUAAUAAUAUGGGUAAUAAUAAUAUGGGUACUAAUAAUAUGGGUAAUAAUUAUAUGGUUCAUAGUAAUAUGGGUAAUAAUAAUAUGGUUCAUAAUAAUAUGGGUAAUAAUUAUAUGGGUAAUAAUUAUAUGGGUACUAAUCAUAUGGUUCAUAAUAAUAUGGGUACUAAUCAUAUGGGUACUAAUCAUAUGGGUAAUAAUUAUAUGGGUAAUAAUCAUAUGGGUACUAAUCAUAUGGGUAAUAAUUAUAUGCGAAAUAAUAAUAUGAUCAAUCAUGUGAUCAAUAAUAUGGUCAAUAAUAUGGUCAAUAAUAUGGUCAAUAAUAUGGUCAAUAAUAUGGUCAAUAAUAUGGUCAAUAAUAUGGGCAACAAUAUGGGCAACAAUAUGGGCAACAAUAUGGGAAACAAUAUGGGCAACAAUAUGGGCAACAAUAUGGUCAAUAAUAUGGGCAACAAUAUGGUCAAUAAUAUGGGCAACAAUAUGUGCAACAAUAUGGGCAAUCAUAUGGGUAAUUAUCGCAUAGGUAAUUAUAAUAUGGGUAAUAAUUUGAAUAGUAAUAAUUAUAUGGUAAAUAAUUAUUCUAAUAUUACAUAUGGGAAUAAUAACAAUGAUGUUAAUAGAAAUAUGAAUUACAAUUAUGCUGGUUAUAAUAAUAUGUAUACUAGAUGCCUAAAUAAUAAUAAUAUGAAUAAUACUCCGCAAUACAUGAUACCGAAUAAGAAAAACAAAAUUUCCGCUGUACAUCCUUUUUCAAAAGAAACAAAUUCAGGCAUCAUAUUAAAUAAUGUAUUAUCUGAGGAUUAUACAUUAUCUAGAAAUUUAGGAUAUAAUUUAAAUUUUCCUAUGAUUCAAAGCGAAAAUGAUUUUAAUUCUACUCCUUCAAAUAUAGAAUCUGUAAAUAAUCAACCUUUAAAUGUCGAACCUGCAAUCUUUGAAGCUGUAAAUCGUGAAUUGUUGGAUGCAGAAUCUUUAAAUGAUCAAUAUGUAUGUGAUGAAAAUUCAAACACAGAUGUCAUAAAAUCGAAACCUUUAGUUUAUAAUCCUUUAGAUGAUGAACAUGAAAAUAAUGAAUGGAUAGAUGGAGAAUAUAUAAAUGAACAAUAUAUGAAUGAUGAAUAUGUAAAUGAUGAAUAUAUAAAUGAUGAAUAUAUAAAUGAUGAAUAUGUAAAUGAUGAAUAUGUAAAUGAUGAAUAUGUAAAUGAUGAAUAUAUAAAUGAAGAAUGGAUGAACAAAGAAUACAUAAAUGAACAAUCGAUGAAUGAACAAUAUAUAAAUGGACAAUCGAUGAAUGAAGAAUAUACAAAUGAACAAUAUACAAAUGAACAAUAUACAAAUGAACAAUAUAUAAAUGAAGAAUAUAUAAAUGAAGAAUAUAUAAAUGAAGAAUAUAUAAAUGAAGAAUAUAUAAAUGAACAAUCUAUAAAUGAACAAUAUGUAAAUGAAGAAUAUAUAAAUGAACAAUAUAUAAAUGAAGAAUAUAUAAAUGAAGAAUAUAUAAAUGAACAAUAUACAAAUGAAGAAUAUAUAAAUGAACAAUAUACAAAUGAAGAAUAUACAAAUGAAAAAUCGACAGAGGAUCAAUCUUUAAGUGACAAAAUUGUAUGUAAUGAACCAUUAAGUGCUGCAACUUUAAAUAGAAAUUUUUCAGAAUAUAGUCAGAGAAAUACCGAAUCUUUAUGUAAUGAAUCUUUAAGUGAUCCAUAUAUGAAUAAUGAUAAUUCAGAUUCUCAAUAUUCAAAUUCUUAUGAAACAGAAAACGACAAUUUAAGUUCUGAAAAUCAAAAUGUGGAUGAUCUAAGUGCUCACAUUCAAAUUAAUGAUAAUUCAUUUCGUUCCUCUUCAAGUAAUAUCCCUUUAAAUGUUGAUCCUACAAAAGUAGAAACUUCAAAUAUUCUUCCUUUAAGUAUAGAAGGAACAAAUAGUGCACCCUUAAAUUCUAGUCGUUCUCAUUCUGAUCCAUUUCCUUUUCAUAAUCCCAAUACAUCCAUUUUAGAUAUUUGUCGUUCACGAUAUUUCUCUUCAAACUUUCCUUUUGAAAACACAAUGGAACAAAAUGAACAAGUUGAACAAAGUGUUUAUAUCUCCAAUCAUUUUAUAAAAGCAAAUCAUGUAGAAGACAAACAAAUUACACCCAUAGAUACUUUUAUUUGUAAUAAUCUAUUAGUUCAAAAUGGAAUCACACAGAAAGAAAUCAGUGAAAAAAAAAAUGAAAAAAUUAUUGAAAAUGAAAAUAUGGUUGAAAAGGAAAAUAGGGUUGAAAAGGAAAAUAUGGUUGAAAAGGAAAAUAUGGUUGAAAAUGAAAAAAUUAUUGAAAACGAAAAAGUAGUUAAAAAUGAAAAUAUUAUUGAAAAUGAAAAAAUUAUUGAAAACGAAAAUAUGAUUGAAAAUGAAAAAAUUGUUGAAAACGAAAAUAUUAUUGAAAAUGAAAAAAUUAUUGAAAACGAAAAAGUAGUUAAAAAUGAAAAUAUGGUUGAAAAUGAAAAAAUUAUUGAAAACGAAAAUAUGAUUGAAAACGAAAAUAUGAUUGAAAACGAAAAUAUGAUUGAAAACGAAAAAGUUGUUGAAAAAAAUUCACGUUUGAUUAAAAAAGAACAUAACAUAAGCAUGCUAAAUGUGCCGAACUAUUAUGAAAAUAAUACAAGGGAAAAGGAUAUAACAAAUUAUAACAAUAUAUUAGGAGAUCCAUUAGUUAAUGAAAUUUCUACAUUGUCUUAUAAACCUUAUAGUACUUAUAACUGCAUUUCCAAUAUAAUAGAAGAAGAAAAAGAAAUAAAAAAAUUUGUAAAAAAAAGAAAAAAAAAUUCUAUUAAUCAUAUAAAUAGAAAUGAAAAAAUAUAUAUAGGUAAUAAUAAGAAAAAUUACAUUAUUGAAAAUAUAUGUAAACGUUUUCAUUUUCAUUCAUUAGGAUUAUAUGGUGGUCUACCAGAAAUAAAUGUUAAUAAAGAUAAAAAUUUAUAUAAUAACUUACAUAUUACAAAUUGUUUAUUAUUUAAAAAAGAGACAACUGAAGAAGUUUUGAAAAAAAAUUUUCUGAAUAACGAAAUAAAUAUCAUGUCAUAUUAUUAUAACAAUAUCUUAUAUCGUUUAAGAAUGAAGAAAAAAUAUGAAGGCAUAAUACAUGAUAAAUUCCAUUUAUAUCAUAAAUUAAAAGAAUUAAUAAAAUAUCAAUAUAAAGAAUAUCUACUACAUAAAACAGUGUACCCUAGAAAUAUAUGUAGAAAUGAACAUAUGAAUCAAAGAGAUAAUUUCUCGAAAGAUAUAUAUAUAAAUGAGGAUCAUAAUAAAACAGAAUUAAACAUUGAAAAAAUAUCAAAAGAAAAUAAUGAAGAAAAUAAAAAUACAUAUAUGAAUACUACAUCUUAUAAAGAAUUACUUGGAAAUUAUAUAAACUUUUUGGAUACAUUUAAUUUAUAUGAUAAUAUAUAUAGCAAAGAAAAAUAUGAAACAGAUGAAAAUUAUCUCAUGCUUAAUAAUAAGGAACCUAGUAUUUCUUACAAUUUUAAUAGUAAUUAUAAUAAUGAUUUACUAAAUUCUGUUAAUGUGUAUGAAUAUAUAUAUAAAGAUAUUUACUAUGAUAGUUAUUAUGAUAAAAAUACUUAUAUAUACUAUGAUAAUAUAUAUACGUUUCAUAGAACAAAUAGCUUUAUUAACGAUGAAAAUGGUUCCUACCAUCUUUUAAAUUAUCCAUUAGAAGAUAAAAUAGAAAAUAUGAAUUAUUCUGAGAAAAAAAAGAAACGCAAAAGAAAAAUAACACAUAAUAAAGAUAUGAACGUUAAUUUAAAAAGAACAAAAAUUAAAUAUGAAAAUGAAAAUAUUAUUUCUGAUAAGUUAAAUGUUAUGAAUACAGAAUAUAAUUAUAUUCAUAAACAUGAUGAAAAAGAAAAAAGAUCAUGUAUACUUAAUAAUGAUAAUAAGAAUCAUAAAAAAUUAUUAUUAAAAGACAAAAAGAUUUAUAAUGUUAAAAAAAAGUGGGAAAAAAUGUUACCUAUAUCAAAACGUAAAAAGUUAUCUACACAAAUAUAUAUAAACAAAAUAAAAAAAAACAUGCAAAAAUCAUGCAAAAUAUUAAACAUUAAAUAUAAGGAUGUAAUAUAUUCGGAAUUUUUUAGGUUGUCAUCCAAGAGGAAAAAAAAAUGUAAUGAAUUAUUAAAUGGAGAGAAGCAUGUGCAAAAAAAUAAAACUUAUGCUUUGUUGAACGGAGGGGAUACUUUCAUAGAAGACCAAAAGAAGGGGAAGCAAUAUAAGAAAGAGGAAAGGAAACAUAUCGUACAAGGGGAAAUAAAAGAGAAAGAAAAAUGUACAUUGGGUGGUAGUGAAAGAGAUACAUUAAAAGGUAGAGAACGAGAUACAUUAAAAGGUAGAGAACGAGAUACAUUAAAAGGUAGGGAAAGAGAUACAUUAAAAGGUAGAGAACGAGAUACAUUAAAAGGUAGAGAAAGAGAUACAUUAAAAGGUAGAGAACGAGAUACAUUAAAAGGUAGAAAACGAGAUACAUUAAAAGGUAGGGAAAGAGAUACAUUAAAAGGUAGAGAACGAGAUACAUUAAAAGGUAGAGAACGAGAUACAUUAAAAGGUAGAGAACGAGAUUCAUUAAAAGGUAGAGAACGAGAUUCAUUUAGAGGUAAAGAAAGAGAUUCAUUUAGAGGUAAAGAAAGAGAUACAUUAAAAGGUAGAGAACGAGAUUCAUUUAGAGGUAAAGAAAGAGAUUCAUUUAGAGGUAAAGAAAGAGAUUCAUUUAGAAGUAGAGAAAGAGAUUCAUUUAGAAGUAGAGAAAGAGAUUCAUUUAGAAGUAGAGAAAGAGGUUCAUUUAGAAGCAGAGACAGGGGUUCAUUUAGAAAUAGAGAAAGAGGUUCAUUUAGAAAUAAAACAGGAGAUGCAUAUAAAAAUAGAGAUAUAAAUUUAUAUAAAGAAGAAAACAAUAAAAAAAAAGACCAUUAUUAUGUAGAUAAAUAUCAUUAUAUAAAUAAAUAUUACCCAGAAAAAUAUUCCAGAAAAUUUAAUUAUAACCAUUUGAGUGGUUCUUAUCAUAAUGCACAAACAUAUGAUUCCUUAAGGUAUAAACAAAAAGAGAAACCAUAUAAGAUUACAGAAAAUAAUAAGAAAAAUGAGAGAAACGAAAUAUUAAAAUGCUCAAUAGAAAAUGAAGAAAAAAAUAAUUAUGAUAAAGAACAAAAUGAAAAUUGUAUAUUAGAUAAGGAUACUCCAUGUAAUGUAAAUACAAAGGAGAAAAAUAAUUUAGAUAAUAAAAAAUUAUUUCCAUCUAAUAUAAAUGUUAAGAUGGAAAAAGAAGAGAAAAUCUAUGGAAUAAUGGAUGACAGAAAGGAUGAUAAAAAGAAUGAAAAUACAAGGGAGAAAAAUAAUUUAGGUAAUAAAAAAUUAUUUCCAUCUAAUAUAAAUGUUAAGCUGGAAAAAGAAGAGAAAAUCUAUGAAAUAAUGGAUGACAAAAAGAAUGAAAAUACAAGGGAGAAAAAUAAUUUAGAUAAUAAAAAAUUAUUUCAGUCUAAUAUCAAUUUUAAGCUGGUAAAAGAAGAAAAAAGCGAUGACAAAAAGGAUGACAAAAAAAUUGACAAAAAGAAUGACAAAAAGAAUGACAAAAAGGAUGACAAAAAGAAUGACAAAAAGAUUGACAAAAAGAUUAACAAAAAGAAUGAUAAAAAGAAUAACAAAAAGAAUAACAAAAAGAAUAAUAAAAAGGUUGAAAAGAAGAAUAAAAUAAAGUAUGAAAUAAAGAAUGAAAAAAAAGAUGAAAUAAAGGAUGAAAAUAAAAAAUGUAAAUAA
Molecule: messenger RNA, 7455 nt
Organism: Plasmodium reichenowi
Lineage: Eukaryota; Apicomplexa; Aconoidasida; Haemosporida; Plasmodiidae
Exons: 1
Coding region: 1-7455 (2484 amino acids)
Source: RefSeq, a predicted model, not a curated record